Rhagoletis pomonella (apple maggot) is the source of this 1706-nucleotide messenger RNA. Its product is annotated as alaserpin-like. Lineage: Eukaryota; Metazoa; Arthropoda; Insecta; Diptera; Tephritidae. The record is from RefSeq and is a predicted model, not a curated record. Gene Ontology annotation, molecular function: serine-type endopeptidase inhibitor activity. Bases 197 to 1486 code for a protein of 429 amino acids. The transcript has 4 exons.
UGCAUUACAGCUUUCAGUUUUGGUAAAACCUAAAAACCCACUAUAUGAGAGUGAAAAUUGUGAAUAAAAACAAAGUAAAUUAUUCAAUAAAAAUUUAGUGAUAAUUGUAAAUUAAAACACGCAAAGAAUAUAUGUAUGUAUGUAUGCAUAAAAGAAUUUGAUUCAGUGAAGAUUGAAAAUAGUGAUAAGGUGCAAAAUGUUCUUAUCAGUGAAUUUCGUGAGCGUUACCCUUCUCGCAGUCAUUCUAACUCUCUCUACUCACUCAACAACAGCAAAUAUGUCGAACGCUGGUCAACUCUCAGUGCAACAUGAAUUCGCCCGUAAGUCAGCGCAAUUCGCGAUCAAUUUGUUCAAUUUCAUGUAUCACAGAGAGCCCCAGAAGAAUAUUAUAUAUUCACCCUUCUCGAUACAGACAUGCGUGGCUAUGGCACGCAUAGGGGCUACCGGUGAAACUGCGGCCGAACUUGACCGCGGACUGGGCCUGCCAUCGAGCGAUGUGUCUGUCAUAGCAGACACCUUUCACAACGUCUUGGCCACCUACACAAAUAGUACAAUUUUGAAAAUUGCCAACAAGAUUUACGUCAUGCAGGGCUACCAAAUAGCCCCGAAAUUUAAUGAAAUCGCUACGACCAAGUUCUUUUCCUCUGCAGACAGCAUUGACUUCCGCAGUAGUGUUGCCGCAGCGAACACAAUUAACCAGUGGGUUGAGUCCCAGACCAAUAACCUAAUUAGAAAUCUCAUUUCGCCGGACGCGUUGAACGCAGAGACACGUGUAGUAUUGAUUAACGCAAUUCAUUUCAAGGGUGAAUGGAAGUAUCAGUUUCCGAAGCAAGCAACACGAGAGGACAAUUUCUACCUGAAUGAAGUCGAUUCAGUUAGAGUGCCAAUGAUGAAUGUCAAGGAGACUUUCGGUUAUGGUGUCAUACCAGAGCUGGACGCAGCGGUGCUCGAAAUGCCCUACAAGGACUCCGAUCUCUCCAUGCUGGUUAUAUUACCCAACUCCCGCACUGGCCUGGCCAGUCUGCACGAGAAACUGAAGAGCUUCGAUAUCUCAGAGAUCACACAGCGUUUGUAUCCAACGAAAGUCAUAGUGAAGUUUCCGAAAUUCAAGGCCGAAUAUGAUAUCGAGCUGAAUGAAGCUUUGCAAAACCUUGGUAUGGCGCGCAUGUUCAGCAGACAGGCCGAGUUCGAUAAUUUGCUCGAGUCCAAUGAGCGAUUACAGGUCUCUAAAGUAGUGCACAAAGCCUUCAUCGAGGUGAACGAAGAAGGCACUGAAGCCGCAGCGGCAACCGGCGCCAUUGUACGCAAAAAACGUUGUGCUAUGUCCUUUUCCGAAACGCCGGAAUUUCACGCCGACCAUCCAUUCUUAUAUUCGGUUAUCAAACGAAUAAGUCACGGAGCGAAAACUUCACCAUUUCCAUUAUUUUUGGGUACAGUGAACAACUUGGAUGCUGCGGUCGCAUCCGAAAAGCAUGAUGAAUUGUGAAAAACUUGGGCUCAUUUAAUUUAUGUAGUAGUUACUGUUGUACUUGUCAUGCUUUCACAUUGUUGUAAUUUAUCUCGUAAAGUUGGAAAAAACACUAGGAAAAAUAAAAUAAAAAUUAGAAAGCAAGAAAUUUUUAGAGGAACGUAAGCAUUUGCGUCCAUUUGGGCUAAUUUCCACUAACAAGCCGCGCGUAGCAAGGAGGGAUGUAGAGUGAUACAGC